Molecule: messenger RNA, 738 nt
Organism: Dracunculus medinensis (Guinea worm)
Lineage: Eukaryota; Metazoa; Nematoda; Chromadorea; Rhabditida; Dracunculidae
Source: the annotation of a GenBank genome assembly
GAACUCUCUAAAAUAUCAAAAACACCAUCAAUGACGAUAUCGCCUGGUCCAAGCUCACUAAUAACGCAAGUUACAAAAAAUGGAACCUCAUUGAAUAAUAACGAAACUUUUUGCGAUAAUAAUGAUUUCAGUCAGCAGAAUAACAAUUUGGCUGAGAAAAGCAUUCUAUUACCUCCAGUACGACCAAAUGAUUAUUUGAAAAAGUGCCUAAUAAUAGAUUUGGAUGAAACAUUGGUGCAUUCUUCGUUUAAGCCAGUGAAGAAUCCAGAUUUUGUUAUACCAGUUGAAAUUGAUAAUAUAAUCCAUCAAGUUUAUGUUUUAAAAAGGCCAUUCGUUGAUGAAUUUUUAGAUAGGAUUGGUGAUAAAUUUGAAUGUAUCUUAUUUACAGCAAGUUUAGCCAAGUAUGCGGAUCCUGUAGCUGAUCUUUUGGACAAAAAAGGUGUAUUUAGAUCAAGGCUAUUUAGAGAAGCUUGUGUAUUUCACAAAGGAAAUUAUGUCAAGGAUUUAACACGUCUGGGCCGCGAUUUGAAGAAAGUCAUAAUUGUCGAUAAUUCUCCAGCGAGUUAUUCAUUUCAUCCAGAUAAUGCGAUACCUGUGCAGUCAUGGUUUGACGAUGUAAACGAUGUUGAAUUGCUUGAUAUUUUGCCUUUACUAGAAGAAUUAGCUUCUGUCGAUAAUAUUUAUUCUGUUUUGCGUAAUUGUAACGAAAAUUUACGUCUAAUAAAAAAUAAUUGCUGA